GACAAGUUGCUGGUAUGGUUUUGAGAUUAAAAAGUGUUUUGUUGUUAAAGUGUAUGAAGAGUGUGUACAGUGGGACUGACACGUGAGGUAAGCAACAGACUCAAAAGUAGUUUCGCGAAGUGCUAUUGCAACCUUCGAAGUGUGAAAGAAGAGUGAUAUAGGUAGGCUGUCAAUGUGCAUCGAUCGAUCCGAGCUGCCGCUGUCAGAGAGGAACACUCCCAGAAUUUUCUGAGGCGGCUUCAUUACGACGCAUUGUAGGGCAACAGAUUCGAAGCGUAUUCAUCAAGAAACUGCAGGAUUCCCUAACUCGAAGGAAUUACUGGUCGUCCAGUCAACGAAAAUAUUCGCAUGCCAGUGUGAAAGAAGUCAUAGCCUCCAGGAAUCGCAGCAGCGCCAGAUACGGCAUGCGGUGAAGAGGGCUUUACGCUGAUCCUCUAAAUCUUUACGGUGACGAGUAGUGCCCCUCAUUCUUGUACCUGCGAUUCAUGCAACAUGUAAUGUUGGCAUUACCAAUGCUGACCUGUACCGGCGGCCAGAUAUGAGCAGUGUGGCAGUGCACGACGGACUGGAGUGCGCGGUGGCCCCUGAUCAGAUUACAAAGCUAUUUCCAAAGUGUCGUCCACGUGAUAUCAACCUGAAUCCGGUUUCGACAGCAUCUGCAGGCUUCCAACAACAGGAUGACAGCAAUGAUAACAUGCUCUUGGUGAUGGACACAGCGGGGGCAGUUACUGACUCCCAUCAGGAAAGGUGUUCAGCAACUCUUCCUGAAGACAGUACUACAGGAAACGGUACUGUGGAUGGUGUGAAUGGGAUUUCGGUGCCUCUGCAUGUCGUCACAUCUGGCGGAUCAGCAGGUGGCUCGCGAGCUGGCUCUGCAUCUCCGUCGGGUGGUUCCCACUCUGGCUCGGUGUCCGGCUCACAUUCUGGCUCCGUGUCCAGGUCGGGUUCUGCUUCAGAGGAUGGUGAUGGUGAGGCUGACGGGCCUAUGACACCAGCAGCACCGAAUGCCAAUGGUACGGGGGCAUAUCGGCUCAGGGAUUCGAGAAUUAUCGAAAUAGCAGGUGGCCGGGAGGUCUUCUCCCACAGUAGGAGACGCCAGCGUGGCUCUGGUGGCGUCUGGGAGCUGAGACACCCUGUCAGGAAUGGCAGAAGUACAGUACCUAGUGUGGAUGGUGACGAUGGAGACAUGACAGAGACAGUGUUCUCAUCAGAAGUGCGGCGUGUUCGACACAGUCCAGCUGAAGUAGUGGUCUUCGAUGAUAUAGGUGAGAGCUGGCAAGAGCAAGUUGACAAUACGGGUCCAACACUGCACUACUUCCAGAGUCCGUCUCUGACGACAGGAGGGGAAGUAGAUAUUACAGAACGUGAUGGAGGAAACAGGAGUCCUGUAGGUGCAAGAGUGAUUGGUGGUCUGCCAAUUGCCCAGUACGAGGGUUCUCCUCGGCGUUACGGCCCCAGGCAGUCGUCCGUGUCUCGCCAUGGAACACAUUCAGUCAGCUUGCCGAGUGCACAGAGCUUGCUCAAUUCUCCCUCUGUGUAUCCACCUAGGCCUGGCUUCCCACAGAGGAUCCUCACAUCACAGCAGCAACAGGCAUCAUCCCAACAGCCGCAGCAGCAACAGUCACCACAACAGCCGCAGCAAGAUGAACAAGAGACAGAAACUGGCAGUAGUGGAGGAGAUGGUACAGGGACAGGAGCCUUCGACUACUUGUACGAGUUUUCUGAAACGCGGAAAGUACUGGAGGAGUUCUUUAAGUGUCCACCAGAAAAUUCUGUGAAUCACACACAACAGCAACAGCAGCAGCAGCAGGCUGCAUCAGACAGUUUCAGAGAGCUGGAGUACGAGUUGAGACGGCAGGCGGCAGGCAGCGCUUAUGUAGGGCAGAGAUUGGCCAAGGAGAGGCCCGACCAAGAGGACAGCCCACGCAGACCGAUGGGUGGCGGCAGUGGCGGUGGCCUCCUCGGCAGUCAGGCAGAUCUUUCUGCAGCGGGUUCGGGUUCAACUGAAGACCUCGGAGACACAGAGGUUGGACUGCAGGUUGGCCACAGCCGGAACUUCACUCUUUCUCCAGAGACUACAGAUUGUGAUUCGAACUGUGGUGAUCUCGACAGUGAACUAUCACUUACUCCAGCACCAGAAACCAUUGUAGGACAAGGAUUGGACAGCAGUGGAGAAGGACCAUGUUCCAGUAUCCCUCUUCCGAGGCCUGCAAUGCCUGUAUUAGAGGAUGGGCUGUCAUCUGGUCAUGCCUCUGACGCUGACAGCGGUACUGGUCCAGGUGGAAGGCAUGGGCCAUCGCCGUCACCAUCUGGAAGGUUGCUACCAGGUUCUGCUGUGGCUACUGCUGUUACCUCACCACAGAUGCAGGCUACACCUCCACCACCUGCACCUCAGCCACACCGCUCAAUUGCAGUUCCGGGGGACGUUACAUCUGCGUCAACGAGCACUGGCUCUGCAUCUGGUAGCUCUGGUGGGUCGGCCACUUCUGCAUCGUCAGUAGAAGCGGCAAUCAGGGAUAUCAGGCUCGCCUUGCAGCGCACUAAAACGUUGACACCACCUGAUCCUGUACCUGACGGACCCGAUAGAUCGCCUAGUCCUGUCUGGGUGCCACGGUCUCGGAAUGGCAAUGGCACAUCAGACCGCUUACGUGGAGCUGACGAGCCUGAUGGCGACGGGGCUGAGGAGGGAGAUGAAGAGGCUGACACAGAUUUGGAGACAGACAGGCUGUUGGGCCAACAGAGGACUGAUGAUCAUGGUUUUUUUGAUGAUGGAACAACAUGGCGGGGUGCAAAGUCUCGCACGGUGGGUGCGGGUAACAAAACGGCACCGAGCAGAACAACAGUGGCACCUCCGGUAGCGGCAGUGUCUCCACCAUCCCCGGGAGAGUCUUCCAGUUCCACAGUCACACCAGCAGGAGCUACUAGAGGAGACACACAGACUACCACUACGUCCAGAAGCAGAAAGGACAAAGAAUCCAGUAAGAAGAAGAGCCGUAACAAAGAAGCUAUGGUUCAUGAACCGGCAGUGCUUAUUGAGGGUGUCCUGUUCCGUGCCAACUAUCUUGGUUCUACACAACUUGUCUGUGAAGGGCAGCCAACAAAAACAACACGUAUGAACCAGGCUGAGGAAGCAGUUUCUCGCAUAAAGGAGCUGCAACAUCACCACCAGCACCGUCACCACACGGCAGGGUGCCGCGGCACGCCGACCCCCCCGCCUGGACCUCCAGAGUCAUCGCUGCCCCCUCCACCAGCUACGCCCCCCGAUCCUGGCCCUUGCAGCUCCGUCUUCAGGCUGCAGUUCCUGGGCUCCGUCGAGGUGCUCGAGGAAAGUGGGAGGAGACGCCGGCGACGCCUCAAGAAGCACAUGGUUGAGGAGGCCGUAACACGUAUUAAGGCUCCUGAGGGGGAGACUCAGCCCAGCACUGAAGUGGACUUGUUCAUCUCAACUGAGAAGAUAAUGGUGCUAAACACUGAUCUCAAGGAAAUCAUGAUGGACCAUGCACUGCGCACCAUAUCUUACAUAGCAGAUAUUGGCGAUUUGGUGGUGCUAAUGGCAAGACGACGCUUCGUGCCACACGAAGUGGAUGAACCACCGAAGAUAAAUCGAACUCCCAAAAUGAUUUGUCAUGUCUUUGAGAGUGAAGAGGCCCAGUUUAUUGCACAGUCAAUUGGACAAGCUUUUCAAGUGGCAUAUAUGGAGUUUCUUAAGGCAAAUGGCAUAGAAGAUCAUAGCUUUGUGAAAGAAAUGGAUUACCAGGAGGUGCUCAAUUCUCAGGAGAUAUUUGGUGAUGAGCUACAGAUGUUUGCCAAGAAAGAGAUGCAAAAAGAGGUGGUGGUACCUAAAGCAAAAGGUGAGAUAUUGGGGGUCGUGAUAGUGGAGUCAGGCUGGGGAUCAAUGCUCCCAACAGUUGUGAUUGCCAACCUUGCACCUGCGGGAGCUGCUGCGCGUUGUGGGCAACUCAAUAUUGGUGACCAGAUCAUCGCAAUCAAUGGUGUCAGUCUUGUUGGACUACCUCUUUCAACAUGCCAGACAUACAUAAAGAACACCAAGAAUCAGACUGUUGUGAAACUGACUGUAGUACCCUGUGCUCCUGUUGUUGAAGUCAAGAUAAAGCGGCCAGACACAAAAUACCAGCUUGGUUUCAGUGUGCAGAAUGGGGUGAUAUGCAGUCUUCUUCGUGGUGGCAUAGCAGAAAGAGGCGGUGUUCGUGUGGGGCACCGCAUUAUUGAAAUAAACAACCAGAGUGUGGUUGCAGUACCACAUGAAAAGAUUGUCAACCUGUUGGCAACGUCGGUUGGAGAGAUUCUCAUGAAGACUAUGCCAACGUCAAUGUUCCGUCUCCUGACUGGCCAGGAGACACCUGUAUAUAUUUGAAGGCUUUGAUGUAAGAUACAUUGUCAGUGCCUGAUAUUAAUCCAAAGGAUUGUGUUUUCUAGUCAGAUCCAUAGUUUGUAUGAUCAUCGUCUUUGACAGGAGUAUAUUUUAUUAAACCCAAUCCUAUAUAAUAAUUUUACAGACUGGAAAUUCUUGUCAGAUUUAUUGAACACACAAUGUUACAAUGUUAAAUAUAGUAUUCCCAUCAGUUUAGGACCUGUAUAACUACACUGCUCUGUUCAUUGUUUCUUCUUUUUGCUGUUCAGAGUCAUGCCUCAAAAGCCCUUUUUAUAAUUGCUUGAUGUGUAUUUGAAUGCUGUGCAGCAGAAUUUGUCUUGCUGUUAUUGUAUGUCUUUCCUACCCUGACUGGUAUGUGUAAGCAGCAGAAGUGCCUGUAUAUGAUUCAUCUGUCUGGACGACCACCAGUUCUGUGACGUAUAAACGUCACAUUCUAAUGUUUAUAAUGUACUCCUUGCAUUAUGAUGAAGCAGCAGCCUGUGGAAGAGGUGUACUUGAUAAAUGAUGGGGCCAUAAUUAUUGUGUGUGUGAGAUGUGUUAUUUCCUUUGGAAAGAAGGCUGAGUUACCUAUUAGAGAUGUCAGAUUCAGCAGGUUACAGAUUUUGCUAGGCUUUUUGCCUUAUUAUAUUUUCCUACUUUAGAUUGUGAUGAUACUAAACAGUCUAAAUUGUUUUCAUUCUCCAAUUUUAACAGCAAAUGUGACAACUAACUUUUAGGACAAAAAUAUUAGCAUUGAAAUAAAUUUUGGACUGAGUGCAAAACACUGACAAACUUACUAAUGUGGAAUGUAAUUGCAUGCAUGCACUGUUUGUUCGUAGAACUGGGAAAUGUGCUAUAAUUGUUAGUUCAUUUGUAAAUGUGGAGAACAUAUUGUCACUAUGCUGUGAUAGAUGCUUGGCAUCUUUGUCAUCCUUAUAUGAUGGCAGCUUGUCAGAAAAAAAUACAAUGUGAAUGGAACUUUACUGUUUAGUGAUAUGGCAAAAACUCUCACAUUGAUGUAUACAUCAAGGAAAUUAUUAAAGUGUAAAAUAUACUACCUAAAAAUUACUAAACUGAUUUCACCUAACAUAACUUUGUGACUUCCUCAACACGUACAGGUUCUGCUAAUUGUUACACAGUUUUUUUUGGAGCAUGUAAAAUGAAAUAAAAUUCAUGACACUUCUUUGUGUAUCAGUAUGUGCUGAUGUCUCAGAUUGAAUUGUGUGUCAUUCAUUGUGUUAGUAUUCGUUCAGCAAUAAAGAAAAGUCCCCACGUGUAACGCAUAAAUUAUUUUGAAU
Schistocerca nitens (vagrant locust) is the source of this 5670-nucleotide messenger RNA. RefSeq lists its product as uncharacterized. The record is from RefSeq and is a predicted model, not a curated record. The transcript has 23 exons. Lineage: Eukaryota; Metazoa; Arthropoda; Insecta; Orthoptera; Acrididae. The coding region runs from base 539 to 4375 and encodes 1278 amino acids. Gene Ontology annotation, molecular function: protein binding. Gene Ontology annotation, biological process: chemical synaptic transmission. Gene Ontology annotation, cellular component: dendritic spine; cytoplasm; plasma membrane.